Macroventuria anomochaeta is the source of this 1614-nucleotide messenger RNA. RefSeq lists its product as uncharacterized. The record is from RefSeq and is a predicted model, not a curated record. Lineage: Eukaryota; Fungi; Ascomycota; Dothideomycetes; Pleosporales; Didymellaceae. The transcript has a single exon. Bases 16 to 1488 code for a protein of 490 amino acids. Gene Ontology annotation, biological process: regulation of DNA-templated transcription; aflatoxin biosynthetic process. Gene Ontology annotation, molecular function: DNA binding; DNA-binding transcription factor activity, RNA polymerase II-specific; zinc ion binding. Gene Ontology annotation, cellular component: nucleus.
AUCACAAUGACAACAAUGUCUUUUACAGCUCAGACACCCCAGUGGCAACCAUCGCCUACCAAGUUCGACACUCAAACCUCGACUCCAGUCAUGCGAUCGCCUACUUCAGCACCCACAUCUUCAUCGAAAGUAGACCGAGAGCGACGACCUAAGCUUCGAGCUUCAUGCGACGCCUGUGCUGCUUCGAAGGUCAAGUGCAGCAAGGACCACCCAAUCUGCCAACGAUGCUCUGCCAACGGCUUGCAAUGCAUCUAUGGCAUAUCGAGGAAGCACGGCAAGCCAGGACGUACACGGAAGAGGAAUCCAGAUGGCACACCCUUUAUCAAGGGAUCGAAGCAGCGGCCAUCGCCAGAUGGUAGCGAGUUUGGAAAGUUCAGGGUAAGACCUGAGCCGAUCACCUUGCCUCUGCCAGAUUUCGAUGCCGCAUCAGCGUGGAACUCUAGCUGGUCAUCCACACCCAGUCUGCGAAGCACACCAGAGUUCGAAUUCGAGAUGACGCCCGAGCCAUUCGAUAUGACCAUGACACCUGAACCAAUGUACAUGGACUCGUCGAUGUCAAUGGGCUUUCCAUUCGCCGAUGACUUCCUCUUGCCGACGGCUGACUUCCAGAUGGAUAUGAUGCAGUCAAUUGAGCCGGAGCUUACCUUCUGUGAUCCCUUCGCAAAGAAGCAGUCCGUGCAGCUUGACCUACCGGACAUCCGGGCGCUCAAAGACUACAUCGGUGGCGAGACUGUCAACCCUCUCGACUGCACAUUUCAGGAUGUUGGCCUUGGUAUCUCGCUCGACGGCUCAUUCACAUCGUCAUCAGAACCAAGCCCGAAAAGCACGACCUUCGAUCAAUCGCGAAGCCGCCUGAGUGUGAGUGUCUCGAUGCCAUCUUCGCACUGCUGCUCUACUCUCGCCCACUCGACCCUUGAGAGCCUACGCAUCAUCGGUCCAGACAGCACACAGCCUUGGUCUAACGUCGAGUCGAAGAGCCUCGACGCUGUCCUCUCUACUACGAAGCUGGCGGUGCAGAGCGUACUCCAACUCCUCAGCUGCCCAUGCUCUUCAGACCCACAUCUAUCGAUGCUCUACUCGAGCAUCACAUCGAAGAUCCUGAACUGGUAUCAAAUCGCCGCCGGCGUCAACCCUGCUGCAGUGCCCUUGGGAACCGCGCCAUCGCUCAGCAGCGGCACCUCGCCAACAUCUUCUUCUGUCUACCCUUCGCCACUGUCCACACCUGGCUCCGAGCAACCAACCUUCCGCAUUCAAAUGCAGCCUCUGAAGUUCGGACUCUACCAGUUCGACGAGGCGGACCAGGAGCGCUUGAGGCGGCAGGUGGUGCUAAAGGAGGUGAAGAAGUGCGGACAGCUUGUUGAAACCCUGGCGCACUGGCGCGGCAAUGGGCAGAGUGAACAGGCCGAGUUCUUGUACGAUGUGCUCGGCGCGUGGCUGAAGAGCGAGCUGUACAAGACGCUGCAGCAGAUCGAGGGGAGCGGACGUUGAGGGGCCGGCCUGUGAGUUUUCGGCGUCAAGGAUUCUGCAUGAAGUUGGGCGGCCACGUGAUAUUCCUGGCUAGUUUGACUCUGCAGUAAGGCAUGCACAAAAAAGCGUGAUUUGGUGAGUCUUUAG